This is a messenger RNA of Gorilla gorilla gorilla (western lowland gorilla), 1635 nucleotides long. RefSeq names its product neurexophilin and PC-esterase domain family member 4 (gene NXPE4). Bases 1 to 1635 code for a protein of 544 amino acids. The record is from RefSeq and is a predicted model, not a curated record. NCBI's taxonomy places the organism in Eukaryota, Metazoa, Chordata, Mammalia, Primates, Hominidae. The transcript is spliced from 5 exons.
AUGGAAAUAAGUAUGAUAAAUUAUAAGUCGCUAUUGGCACUUUUGUUUAUAUUAGCCUCCUGGAUCAUUUUUACAGUUUUCCAGAACUCCACAAAGGUUUGGUCUGCUCUAAACUUAUCCAUCUCCAUCCAUUACCAGAACAACUCCGCAAAGUCCUUAUUCCCUAAAACACCACUGAUACCAUUAAAGCCACUAACAGAAACUGAACUCAGAAUAAAGGAAAUCAUAGAGAAACUAGAUCAGCAGAUCCCACCCAGACCUUUCACCCACGUGAACACCACCACCAGCGCCGCACACAGCACAGCCACCAUCCUCAACCCUCAAGAUACGUACUGCAGGGGAGACCAGCUGCACAUCCUGCUGGAGGUGAGGGACCACUUGGGACGCAGGAAGCAAUAUGGUGGGGAUUUCCUGAGGGCCAGGAUGUCCUCCCCAGCGCUGAUGGCAGGUGCUUCAGGAAAGGUGACUGACUUCAACAACGGCACCUACCUGGUCAGCUUCACUCUGUUCUGGGAGGGCCAGGUCUCUCUGUCUCUGCUGCUCAUCCACCCCAGUGAAGGGGCGUCGGCUCUCUGGAGUGCAAGGAACCAAGGCUAUGACAGGGUGAUCUUCACUGGCCAGUUUGUCAAUGGCACUUCCCAAGUCCACUCUGAAUGUGGCCUGAUCCUAAACACAAAUGCUGAAUUGUGCCAGUACCUGGACAACAGAGACCAAGAAGGCUUCUACUGUGUGAGGCCUCAACACAUGCCCUGUGCUGCACUCACUCACAUGUAUUCUAAGAACAAGAAAGUUUCUUAUCUUAGCAAACAAGAAAAGAGCCUCUUUGAAAGGUCAAAUGUGGGUGUAGAGAUUAUGGAAAAAUUCAAUACAGUUAGUGUCUCCAAAUGCAACAAAGAAACAGUUGCAAUGAAAGAGAAAUGCAAGUUUGGAAUGACAUCCACAAUCCCCAGUGGGCAUGUCUGGAGAAACACAUGGAAUCCUGUCUCCUGUAGUUUGGCUACAGUCAAAAUGAAGGAAUGCCUGAGAGGAAAACUCAUAUACCUAAUGGGAGAUUCCACGAUCCGCCAGUGGAUGGAAUACUUCAAAGCCAGUAUCAACACACUGAAGUCAGUGGAUCUGCAUGAAUCUGGAAAAUUGCAACACCAGCUUGCUGUGGAUUUGGAUAGGAACAUCAACAUCCAGUGGCAAAAACAUUGUUAUCCCUUGAUAGGAUCAAUGACCUAUUCAGUCAAAGAGAUGGAGUACCUCACCCGGGCCAUUGACAGAACUGGAGGAGAAAAAAAUACUGUCAUUGUUAUUUCCCUGGGCCAGCAUUUCAGACCCUUUCCCAUUGAUGUUUUUAUCCGAAGGGUCCUCAGUGUCCACAAAGCCAUUCAGCAUCUUCUUCUGAGAAGCCCAGACACUAUGGUUAUCAUCAAAACAGAAAACAUCAGGGAGAUGUACAAUGAUGCAGAAAGAUUUAGUGACUUUCAUGGUUACAUUCAAUAUCUCAUCAUAAAGGACAUUUUCCAGGAUCUCAGUGUGAGUAUCAUUGAUGCCUGGGAUAUAACAAUUGCAUAUGGCACAAAUAAUGUACACCCACCUCAACAUGUAGUCGGAAAUCAGAUUAAUAUACUAUUAAACUAUAUUUGUUAA